GGUCUCCCAUGGGCUGGCUGGAACUUUGCUGGGUGAGAUGGCACUGUGUGCAAAAAAGCGCCCCCCAGAAGAAGAAAGGAGGGCACGAGCCAAUGACCGAGAAUACAAUGAGAAAUUCCAGUAUGCGAGUAACUGCAUCAAGACAUCCAAGUACAAUAUUCUUACUUUCCUGCCCGUCAACCUCUUUGAGCAGUUCCAGGAAGUUGCCAAUACCUACUUCCUGUUCCUUCUCAUCCUGCAGUUGAUCCCACAGAUCUCCUCCCUGUCCUGGUUCACCACUAUUGUGCCUUUGGUUCUUGUCCUCACCAUCACAGCUGUCAAAGAUGCCACUGAUGACUAUUUCCGCCAUAAGAGUGAUAACCAGGUGAAUAACCGCCAGUCUCAGGUGCUGAUCAAUGGAAUCCUCCAGCAAGAACAGUGGAUGAAUGUUUGUGUUGGUGAUAUUAUCAAGCUAGAAAACAAUCAGUUUGUGGCGGCGGAUCUCCUCCUCCUUUCCAGCAGUGAGCCCCAUGGUCUGUGUUACAUAGAGACAGCAGAACUCGAUGGAGAGACCAACAUGAAAGUGCGCCAGGCGAUCCCAGUCACCUCGGAAUUGGGGGACAUCAGUAAGCUCGCCAAGUUUGAUGGUGAAGUGAUCUGUGAGCCUCCCAACAACAAGCUGGACAAGUUCAGUGGAAACCUCUACUGGAAGGAGAGCAAGUUCCCCCUGAGCAACCAGAACAUGCUGCUACGGGGCUGUGUGCUGCGAAACACCGAGUGGUGCUUCGGGCUGGUCAUCUUUGCAGGUCCUGACACUAAGUUGAUGCAGAACAGUGGCAGGACAAAGUUCAAGAGGACAAGUAUUGAUCGCCUAAUGAAUACAUUGGUGCUCUGGAUUUUUGGGUUCCUGGUCUGCAUGGGAGUGAUCCUGGCCAUUGGCAAUGCCAUCUGGGAGCAUGAGGUUGGGAAGCGCUUCCAGGUCUACCUGCCCUGGGAUGAGGCGGUGGACAGUGCCUUCUUCUCUGGCUUCCUCUCCUUCUGGUCCUACAUCAUAAUCCUCAACACCGUUGUGCCCAUUUCACUCUAUGUCAGUGUGGAGGUCAUCCGCCUGGGCCACAGCUACUUCAUCAACUGGGACAAGAAGAUGUUCUGCAUGAAGAAGCGGACGCCUGCAGAGGCCCGCACCACCACCCUGAAUGAGGAGCUGGGCCAAGUGGAGUACAUCUUCUCAGACAAGACAGGCACCCUCACCCAGAACAUCAUGGUCUUCAAUAAAUGCUCCAUCAACGGCCGCAGCUACGGUGAUGUCUUCGACGUCUUGGGACAGAAAGCAGAGCUGGGAGAGAGGCCCAAACCUAUCGACUUCUCUUUCAACCCUCUGGCUGACAAGAAGUUCUUGUUUUGGGACCCUAGCCUUUUGGAGUCUGUUAAGAUAGGGGACCCCCACACACACGAGUUCUUCCGCCUCCUUUCGCUGUGCCACACCGUCAUGUCAGAAGAAAAGAAUGAAGGGGAGCUGUACUACAAAGCCCAGUCACCGGACGAGGGAGCUCUGGUCACUGCAGCCAGGAACUUUGGUUUUGUGUUCCGCUCUCGUACCCCCAAAACAAUAACCGUCCAUGAGAUGGGCACAGCCAUCACCUACCAGCUGCUGGCUAUCCUGGACUUCAACAACAUCCGCAAGCGGAUGUCAGUCAUAGUACGGAAUCCAGAAGGGAAGAUCCGACUCUACUGCAAAGGGGCCGACACCAUCCUGCUUGACAGACUCCACCACUCCAACCAGGAGCUGCUCAACACCACCGCUGACCAUCUGAAUGAAUAUGCUGGGGAGGGGCUGAGGACCCUGGUCCUGGCCUACAAGGAUCUGGAUGAAGAGUACUAUGAGGAGUGGGCUGAGAGACGGCUCCAAGCCAGCCAGGCCCAGGACAGCCGGGAGGAUAGGCUGGCUAACGUCUAUGAGGAAGUUGAAAGUGACAUGAUGCUGCUGGGAGCAACAGCCAUCGAGGACAAGCUUCAGCAAGGGGUUCCAGAGACCAUUGCUCUCCUGACGCUGGCCAACAUCAAGAUUUGGGUGCUAACUGGAGACAAACAAGAGACGGCCGUGAACAUUGGCUAUUCCUGUAAGAUGCUGACAGAUGACAUGACGGAGGUCUUCAUGGUCACUGGCCACACUGUCCUAGAAGUGCGGGAGGAGCUCAGGAAGGCCCGGGAGAAGAUGAUGGACUCGUCCCGCAGCGUCGGCAAUGGCUUCACCUGCCAGGAGAAACUUCCUUCUUCCAAACUCACAUCUGUCUUAGAGGCUGUUGCUGGGGAAUAUGCCCUAGUCAUCAACGGUCACAGCCUGGCCCACGCGCUGGAGGCAGACAUGGAGCUGGAGUUUCUGGAGACAGCCUGUGCCUGCAAAGCUGUCAUCUGCUGCCGGGUGACCCCACUGCAGAAGGCACAAGUGGUAGAACUGGUUAAGAAAUACAAGAAGGCUGUGACUCUUGCCAUAGGGGAUGGAGCUAAUGAUGUCAGCAUGAUCAAAACUGCUCAUAUUGGCGUGGGCAUCAGCGGACAGGAAGGGAUCCAGGCGGUGCUGGCCUCGGAUUACUCCUUCUCCCAGUUCAAGUUCCUGCAGCGCCUUCUGCUGGUGCACGGGCGCUGGUCCUACCUUCGCAUGUGCAAGUUCCUGUGCUACUUCUUCUACAAGAACUUUGCCUUCACCAUGGUCCACUUCUGGUUUGGCUUCUUCUGCGGCUUCUCAGCCCAGACUGUCUACGACCAGUAUUUCAUCACCCUGUAUAACAUCGUGUACACCUCCCUCCCAGUCCUGGCUAUGGGGGUCUUUGAUCAGGACGUUCCGGAGCAGCGGAGCAUGGAGUACCCUAAGCUGUAUGAGCCAGGACAGCUGAACCUCCUCUUCAACAAGCGGGAGUUCUUCAUCUGCAUUGCCCAGGGCAUCUACACCUCCGUGCUCAUGUUCUUUAUCCCCUAUGGGGUGUUUGCUGAGGCCACUCGGGAUGACGGCACCCAGCUGGCUGACUACCAGUCCUUUGCCGUCACCGUGGCUACUUCCCUGGUCAUCGUGGUUAGCAUGCAGAUUGGACUGGAUACAGGCUACUGGACAGCCAUCAACCAUUUCUUCAUCUGGGGUAGCCUCGCUGUUUACUUUGCCAUCCUCUUUGCCAUGCACAGCAAGGGGCUCUUUGACAUGUUUCCAAACCAGUUUCGGUUUGUGGGUAAUGCCCAGAACACCCUGGCCCAGCCCACAGUGUGGCUGACCAUUGUGCUAACCACGGUCGUCUGCAUCAUGCCUGUGGUUGCCUUUCGGUUCCUCAAGCUGAACCUGAAGCCUGAUCUUUCUGACACGGUCCGCUACACCCAGCUGGUGAGGAAGAAGCAGAAGGCCCAGCACCGCUGCAUGAGGCGGGUGGGCCGCACGGGCUCCCGGCGCUCCGGCUAUGCCUUCUCCCACCAGGAGGGCUUCGGGGAGCUCAUCAUGUCUGGCAAGAACAUGCGGCUCAGCUCGCUGGCGCUCUCCAGCUUCACCACCCGCUCCAGCUCCAGCUGGAUUGAGAGCCUGCGCAGGAAGAAGAGUGACAGUGCCAGCAGCCCCAGCGGGGGGGCCGACAAGCCCCUUAAGGGGUGAAGCUGGGACUGGAUGCCCUGGUCAAAGUACACGGGGCUGGCCAGGCACCGAAGGAGCCUCGUCUCAGAACUGCUGGUCCUCAUGCCCUCUGACCAGGGGGUGUCCUUGCUGCCCCCCUCCUCUCUCUGAUGUAGUUGUCCUGCUGUUCCCACCACGGGUGGCUGGGUCAUUCCCGGCAGAGUGGCUGGAGGGGGUGGGCCCUCAGGGCAGAGUAGAAGCUGGCCUUCUGGAACCAGUUUCAGUGGGAGAUCAGGUGUGGAACCAAAAACAGAAGGAAAAAAAAACUGUGAGAGAUUGGGUCUGUCCUGCCCUGCCCGGAAGCCGGCAAGGAGGACUCUGUAAUCUCCGUAUUUUUUUACUCCUACUCCCCAGAGGGGGCUGCAGAGCCUCUGUUCCUGAAUUACACGAGAAUGUAUCAUGCCGGGAAGCCAGACACCUGCUGGGGCCUCUGGGCCCCCACAUCAUGUGUGUCUCUCUUUGAUUGGUGUUUGUGUCCAGUUUGAUUUUGUCUUUUUGAUUUGGCAAGCGGAGGAGGUCUUUAUGUGACUUUUCUGUUGUGGCCGGUAUCUUAACUGUUCUGGGCAAGAGAAGGCAGGCCCACGCUGGGAUGUCCAGCGAGGUCCUGGCCUGACCGUGUGUUGAAUGUCUGGGGAGGGACCACAUGGCAACGUUAGAUCCUCCAGCAGCUGGUGGGCCUGUGACAGGGAGGCUGACGUGGGGAGGAGGAACCUGUCAGCUAAGAAGGUGCUGGAGAGUCUAAGGGGGAGGUUAGGUCCUCUUUCCUUCUUCACCUUGAGAGUAAAAUGUUGUCGCCUGACCCCCCACCUCAGCACAUAUAUGUACCAAUUCCUGGAUUCCACAAGUCCUGCUGGUUUGGACUGGAGCCUGGGACAGUAAGCCCAUCCUCCUCAGUGAGCUGAAGCUGGGUAUACAAUUUAGGUUGGGGCGGG
Messenger RNA from Elephantulus edwardii (Cape elephant shrew), 4560 nucleotides. It is a transcript of the gene ATP8B2, whose product is annotated as ATPase, aminophospholipid transporter, class I, type 8B, member 2. NCBI's taxonomy places the organism in Eukaryota, Metazoa, Chordata, Mammalia, Macroscelidea, Macroscelididae. The record is from RefSeq and is a predicted model, not a curated record. The coding region runs from base 38 to 3610 and encodes 1190 amino acids. Gene Ontology annotation, molecular function: ATP hydrolysis activity; ATPase-coupled intramembrane lipid carrier activity; ATP binding. Gene Ontology annotation, cellular component: plasma membrane. Gene Ontology annotation, biological process: Golgi organization; phospholipid translocation. The transcript has 27 exons.